ACCGGAGUGGGUGCAUCACCGGCUCUAUAAAAGGGAACUGCAGCUGCAGUGGCCAGGUUAUUCGGAAGACGAACAUGGACCGAAGAGUGACAGCGAUUUGUUUGGCUAUCCUGCAGCUGGGGGGCAGUGCCCUCUGUUUCCAGGACAAGGCUCCGGUGCAGACGAGCCUGAUCACCGGACAGGCCAGGAACGACAAGCAGCAACAGGUGCUGGACGAUCCGCUGGGAAGUGGUCGCGGCAUUGAUGAGCACCUGCUGAAGACCAUUGGUAAGGGCGGCAUCAAGCUGGUGAUGGCAUCCGGCACCCCGACGACCACACCGAAACCGUCAGUACAACAUCAUUACUAUUAUCCACCAGAGGAUCAGCAGCAUCCGCGCCAGUACGGCUAUGGUCCUCCGCCGCCUUGGUCUCCGGGUCCGGCUUACCCGCCGCCUCCUCCGCCCCCACAGCGUCCUUGGGGCCCACCGCCUCCUCCUCCGCCGCCAGGACCUCAGCCCUACAAUCCCUACUACAAUGGCUACUACGGUGGUUUCGGCGGUUACGGCGGCUUUGGCUAUGGUGGCUUUGGCUAUCCUGGCUAUCCUGGCUUCUCCGGCUAUCCUGGCUAUCCGUACUACCCCUUCUAUCGCUCAGCGACGGUCGGCGAUGUGGAUAACCAGUUGCCCGGUCCCGAAGGACUUACCCCCUCCGCCAUUCCUGGCGUUUUUCAGGGCAGGGCCGUGUUGUCCCAGAACUUCCUCGAGGGCAGGAACAGCGCCAACAUCGUGCCACUUUAUCACCUUUUGCAAAUGGCCAGGGCUUAAAUACUGUCAACGAAUCCUUAAUAAACAACUGAAUGAAAUAUACACUACA
Drosophila ficusphila is the source of this 852-nucleotide messenger RNA. RefSeq names its product collagen alpha-5(IV) chain. The coding region runs from base 75 to 803 and encodes 242 amino acids. Lineage: Eukaryota; Metazoa; Arthropoda; Insecta; Diptera; Drosophilidae. The transcript is spliced from 2 exons. The record is from RefSeq and is a predicted model, not a curated record.